Messenger RNA from Diachasma alloeum, 868 nucleotides. It is a transcript of the gene mge, whose product is annotated as mitochondrial import receptor subunit TOM22 homolog. Lineage: Eukaryota; Metazoa; Arthropoda; Insecta; Hymenoptera; Braconidae. The transcript has 3 exons. Gene Ontology annotation, biological process: intracellular protein transport. Gene Ontology annotation, cellular component: mitochondrial outer membrane. The record is from RefSeq and is a predicted model, not a curated record. Bases 150 to 569 code for a protein of 139 amino acids.
GAACAGCGCCUUCACGUUCCGCACGAGGAGCAUUUGAGGAAACCAACCGCUCCGAAAUUUUGGAUUUAUCCCUCAAGAAUAAAAAACAAACAUAUCUAAACAUUUGAAUGAAUAGUGUUGCUCAUAACUGAGUAAAUUCACAUUUUUAUAUGGCUACUAUCGAGGAGAUUGACAUCCUGGACAGCGGAAUGGGAAGCAGUGAUAUUCGCUCGCCAGAAGUUAAGUCCAUUCUCCCCGGGGAUGAAGAGGAUGAGGAGGAUGAGAGUCUGGUGGAGAGGCUCAUAGGGCUGACAGAGAUGUUCCCAGAAGAAGUUCGCAAUUUUGGGUACAAUGUUGGAACCGGUGUGAAAUCAUGUAUCAAAGGUCUUUACGGGGUCUCCUGUUCAGCCACUUGGAUUUUCUUCAGUUCAUCUGCAAUUCUCUUCGCCCCUGUGAUUUUUGAGGUUGAACGAGCUCAGAUGGAAGAGGCUCAACGCUCCCAACAAAAACAAGUUCUCCUAGGACCUAACACUGCCAUGUCUAACAUGGGCGGCCCUGGAAUGCCAAUGGCUCCUCCAGUCCAGCGAUAAAAGUCUUAAAAACCCACGUCAGUACCUACCGAGGCAUUUACCAAACUGCGAAAUUUAUUCAAGUACCAUCUAAGUUUUGAGCGAAUUGAAUUAAUGUGACAAGUGUAACUAUAAUUAACUAAUCAAUUGACAUGAUGAAACAAAUUCUUAACAGUUCUGAAUACUUUCUCAACCAGUCUGACAUUCAUAUGCAAAUUUUAGGGCAUUUUGUUUCUUCUCUUUUCUUUUUCUAUUUAAUAUAAAAUAAUAGCUACUGAUGAAAUUCUUCUUGCAAUGAAAUUCAGAAAUUAUGAAUAUAA